GAGCCGGCUCCGAGACUCCUCCUCAUUCACCUCAGCAGCAGCUCGGAGACGGCGAGCAGCUCAGCCACUGACCGGGGAAUCGCAGCCGCAGUGCAGUAAUCAUGUCUAAGGGACCAGCAGUCGGCAUCGAUCUUGGCACCACCUACUCCUGUGUGGGUGUCUUCCAGCAUGGCAAGGUGGAAAUCAUCGCCAAUGACCAGGGUAACCGUACCACGCCCAGCUACGUGGCCUUCACAGACACCGAAAGGCUGAUCGGGGAUGCUGCCAAAAAUCAAGUUGCCAUGAACCCAACAAACACUGUAUUUGAUGCCAAGCGUCUGAUUGGCCGCAGAUUUGAAGAUGCCGUUGUACAGUCUGAUAUGAAGCACUGGCCGUUCACUGUUAUAAGUGAUGGCGGAAGACCCAAGGUUCAAGUAGACUACAAAGCAGAGACUAAGUGUUUCUUUCCAGAAGAGAUCUCUUCCAUGGUCCUGGUGAAGAUGAAGGAGAUCGCAGAAGCGUACCUCGGAAAGACUGUGACAAAUGCUGUGAUCACUGUACCUGCCUACUUCAAUGACUCCCAGCGUCAGGCCACCAAGGAUGCCGGCACAAUCUCUGGCCUCAACGUUCUGCGUAUCAUCAAUGAGCCCACUGCAGCUGCCAUUGCCUAUGGGUUGGACAAGAAGGUUGGUGCAGAGAGGAACGUGCUGAUCUUUGAUCUUGGUGGUGGUACUUUUGAUGUCUCCAUCCUGACCAUUGAAGAUGGGAUAUUUGAAGUAAAGUCCACAGCUGGUGACACUCAUUUGGGUGGGGAAGACUUUGACAACAGAAUGGUGAAUCACUUUGUAGCAGAAUUCAAGAGGAAGCACAAGAAAGAUAUCAUUGACAACAAGAGAGCUGUUCGCCGUCUCCGCACAGCCUGUGAGCGUGCAAAGCGCACAUUGUCAUCCAGCACACAGGCUAGCAUAGAAAUAGAUUCUCUGUAUGAAGGAAUCGACUUUUAUACCUCAAUCACCAGAGCUCGCUUUGAAGAACUGAAUGCCGAUCUCUUCAGAGGCACACUGGAUCCAGUAGAAAAGGCUCUCCGUGAUGCCAAGCUUGACAAGUCACAGAUCCAUGAUAUUGUCUUGGUUGGUGGAUCCACUCGUAUCCCCAAAAUUCAGAAACUCCUUCAGGACUUCUUCAAUGGAAAGGAACUUAACAAAAGCAUUAACCCAGAUGAGGCUGUGGCUUAUGGUGCAGCUGUGCAGGCUGCCAUCUUGUCUGGUGACAAGUCUGAGAAUGUCCAGGACCUCUUGCUGCUCGAUGUCACCCCACUGUCCCUGGGUAUUGAAACUGCUGGUGGAGUGAUGACUGUCCUGAUCAAGCGUAACACAACCAUUCCCACAAAGCAGACUCAGACCUUCACCACCUACUCUGACAACCAGCCUGGUGUCUUGAUUCAGGUGUAUGAAGGAGAGAGGGCAAUGACAAAAGACAACAACUUACUGGGCAAGUUUGAGCUGACUGGCAUUCCUCCAGCUCCCCGCGGCGUUCCUCAGAUUGAGGUGACAUUUGAUAUUGAUGCCAAUGGUAUCCUAAACGUGUCUGCCGUCGACAAGAGCACCGGCAAGGAAAACAAGAUCACCAUCACAAAUGACAAAGGUCGUCUGAGCAAGGAAGACAUCGAGCGUAUGGUCCAAGAAGCUGAGAAAUACAAAGCUGAAGAUGAGAAGCAGAGGGACAAGGUCUCAUCCAAGAACUCCCUGGAAUCCUAUGCAUUCAACAUGAAGGCAACUGUCGAGGAUGAGAAGCUUCAAGGAAAGAUCUCUGACGAGGACAAGCAGAAGAUCCAGGAAAAAUGCAACGAGGUCAUUGCUUGGCUGGACAAGAACCAGACUGCAGAGAAGGAUGAGUUUGAGCACCAGCAGAAGGAGCUUGAGAAGGUCUGCAACCCCAUUAUCACAAAGCUGUACCAGAGUGCAGGUGGCAUGCCCGGAGGGAUGCCCAGUGGCUUCCCAGGUGCUGGCGGAGCACCAUCAGGUGGUGCAUCAUCCGGACCAACAAUUGAAGAGGUCGACUAAACAAACUCUUUCCUGAUGUUUGUCUUGAGAUUCCUAUGGCGAUACCUAAUAAUGGCUGUUCUGUGUUAAUUCCCAUGUAAGCUGCUGUAAAGUUUAACUUUGGGGCAUUAAUACUUGAAGUCACUCCACCAGACAGAACACCAUUGCACUUUACCUGUUAUGUAACAAGCAUUUGUUCUGGAGAAUAAAUCUAUUUAAUUGGC
Pseudophryne corroboree (corroboree frog) is the source of this 2245-nucleotide messenger RNA. RefSeq names its product heat shock protein family A (Hsp70) member 8 (gene HSPA8). Gene Ontology annotation, biological process: protein targeting to lysosome involved in chaperone-mediated autophagy; slow axonal transport; late endosomal microautophagy. NCBI's taxonomy places the organism in Eukaryota, Metazoa, Chordata, Amphibia, Anura, Myobatrachidae. The transcript has 9 exons. The coding region runs from base 102 to 2042 and encodes 646 amino acids. Gene Ontology annotation, molecular function: ATP-dependent protein folding chaperone; ATP binding; clathrin-uncoating ATPase activity. Gene Ontology annotation, cellular component: nucleus; plasma membrane; dendrite. The record is from RefSeq and is a predicted model, not a curated record.